CUCCCCCCUCUGCUGCUGCUGCUGACAAGAUGGCGGCGGCGGGGCCCGCGGGUCCGGCCGGGCCCGAGAGCCGGGUGCUGGGCUACACCCUGCACCGCUGGAGCAGCUUCUCCUCCACCUACCUGCCCGAGAAUAUUUUAGUGGACAAGCCUAAUGAUCAGUCUUCAAGGUGGUCUUCAGAAAGCAACUACCCUCCCCAGUAUUUGAUUCUGAAACUCGAAAGACCUGCCAUAGUCCAAAGUAUCACCUUUGGCAAAUAUGAGAAGACUCAUGUCUGCAAUUUAAAGAAGUUUAAAGUCUUUGGUGGGAUGAAUGAAGAAAACAUGACAGACCUAUUAUCCAGUGGCUUAAAGAAUGAUUAUAACAAAGAAACAUUCACCUUGAAGCAUAAAAUUGAUGAACAGAUGUUCCCCUGUCGAUUCAUUAAGAUAGUUCCACUGUUAUCAUGGGGACCCAGCUUCAAUUUUAGUAUCUGGUAUGUUGAACUUAAUGGCAUUGAUGAUCCAGAUGUGGUCCAACCCUGCCUCAACUGGUACAGCAAGUACCGUGAACAGGAAGCCAUUCGUCUAUGUCUAAAGCAUUUUCGCCAGCACAACUACACUGAGGCUUUUGAAUCACUGCAGAAGAAAACCAAGAUUGCACUAGAGCACCCAAUGCUGACAGAUCUGCAUGACAAACUAGUGCUGAAAGGAGACUUUGAUGCUUGUGAAGAACUGAUAGAAAAAGCUGUAAAUGAUGGCUUGUUCAAUCAGUACAUCAGUCAGCAGGAAUACAAACCGCGGUGGGGUCAGAUUAUCCCCAAAAGUACCAAAGGUGAUGGAGAGGACAGCAGACCAGGAAUGAGAGGAGGCCAUCAGAUGGUCAUUGAUGUACAGACAGAAACUGUUUAUUUGUUCGGUGGCUGGGAUGGGACUCAGGAUCUGGCUGACUUCUGGGCAUACAGUGUGAAGGAAAACCAGUGGACCUGUAUAUCCAGAGAUACCGAAAAAGAGAAUGGUCCUAGUGCCAGAUCUUGUCACAAGAUGUGCAUCGAUAUUCAGCGAAGGCAAAUCUACACACUGGGCCGUUAUCUCGAUUCCUCCGUGAGGAACAGUAAAUCUCUGAAAAGUGAUUUCUACCGCUAUGACAUUGACACCAACACAUGGAUGUUGCUAAGUGAAGACACUGCAGCAGAUGGAGGUCCCAAGCUGGUGUUUGAUCAUCAGAUGUGUAUGGAUUCAGAAAAACACAUGAUCUAUACGUUUGGAGGUAGGAUUUUGACAUGUAAUGGCAGUGUAGAUGACAGCAGAGCCAGUGAACCUCAAUUUAGUGGAUUGUUUGCUUUUGACUGUCAAUGUCAGACGUGGAAACUGUUGAGAGAAGAUUCGUGUAAUGCUGGACCUGAGGACAUCCAAUCCAGGAUAGGACACUGCAUGUUAUUCCAUUCGAAAAAUCGCUGUUUAUAUGUAUUUGGUGGGCAGAGAUCGAAGACUUAUUUGAAUGAUUUCUUCAGCUAUGAUGUUGACAGCGAUCACGUGGAUAUCAUAUCAGAUGGUACCAAGAAAGAUUCAGGGAUGGUUCCUAUGACAGGUUUCACUCAGAGAGCCACCAUUGAUCCGGAACUGAACGAAAUUCAUGUGUUGUCUGGGCUCAGUAAAGACAAAGAGAAACGGGAAGAGAAUGUUAGAAACUCUUUCUGGAUUUAUGACAUUGUGAGGAACAGUUGGUCUUGUGUCUAUAAGAACGAUCAAGCAGCAAAAGACAAUCCAAGUAAAAGCCUUCAGGAGGAGGAGCCCUGCCCGAGGUUUGCCCAUCAGCUGGUGUAUGAUGAGUUGCACAAGGUUCAUUAUUUGUUUGGAGGAAAUCCUGGCAAAUCCUGCUCUCCAAAGAUGAGGCUGGAUGACUUCUGGUCACUGAAGCUCUGUCGGCCUUCGAAGGAAUACCUGUUGAGACACUGCAAAUACCUCAUAAGAAAGCACAGGUUUGAAGAAAAGGCCCAAACUGACCCACUCAGUGCACUGAAAUACUUACAGAAUGACUUGUAUGUGACUGUGGAUCAUUCUGACCCUGAGGAGACAAAAGAGUUUCAGCUUCUUGCUUCAGCACUGUUCAAGUCUGGUUCAGAUUUCACCACUCUGGGAUUUUCGGAUGUUGAUCAUACUUAUGCGCAAAGAACUCAGCUCUUUGAUACAUUAGUAAAUUUCUUUCCUGACAACAUGACUCCUCCUAAAGGCAACUUGGUAGACCUCAUCACACUGUGACAGAAAAAUCACUGGACAUGUGAAAGGAGAAAAAAGCAUCCAUUUUCAGUAUUUUAAUUUUUUACUGCAUUGAUUGACUGCUGUGUGCAGUAAUAUAGUGACCCCUGGGUCUUUGAAAGGGGCUUUAUACUUGUAUAAUGAAUACCUGAGGUUUUUCCCCUUGUUGAAUUAGGCUAAUAAAAUGUAACUGACAUGUAUAUAUUUUCUGAUUUUGACUUAAGAGUUAGCAAAUAUAAGAAGAAAUCAAUCAUGCAGUCAUCCUUUUUGCUUUUAGGGGAAAUGCUAAGAGAUUUCAGGCUCCUGGAAACUGAAGGUGGUUUUACUUUGGUUUUUUUUAUUUUUAAAAUGCCCCUUGCUUUAUUGUAACUAAUCAUGACAUUUGCUUUGCCCUACUGGCUUUAUUCACAGCAGUUGUGUAACUUGGCAGCAGGACACUGCUGUUCGUUAAGGUAAUGUGUGUCUUCACUGAUUUGAGUCCUGUAAUUGUAAUGUACAGUGUGAAGGAGGAUGUCUCUCAAAUUUUCCACCCUAUUAGACUGAGAAACUGACUAACACUAGCGUGUAAUUGGAUUUGCUAUAGAGUGUGAACAUAAAUAUUUAGCUGGUGCUACUGUAAAUGCCUGGCUUCCAUUCUCUGAAGCCUUAAAGUUGGCAGUCAAGUUUGAACCUCAGAGAAACCUUUGAAAAUAGAGUGCAGGAGGUGCUGGUACAAGCAUUUCUUCAGGGAUGGUUUUAUGUCUGUGCCUCUUCUGUGCUGCUUUCAUGACACACUUUCAAAGUCCUUGUAAAGUUCUACAGAAUUGGAUCUUCCACAUCCCCCAUGCACACGCUGCACCUCUAAAGCACUUCAGUCUGGAUGCAGUUUUCCAAAGCAGAAUGUCUGCAUUUACGUACAUGUUGGCUCUGUGCGUAUAUUUGUGUGUGAAUGUGAAAUUUAAUGAGGAUUGUUCUCAACAGCUUGUUUUUUGUCUUUGUCCUAUGUAGCACAGCUCGUUUAAGUGCAUCUUAGAAUUAUUCCAUGCACAAAGGCCUCUCCCUUCAUUUAAAGGAUGGAUCUAUUAAAAUAAGUGGAAUGCAUACGUCCAGAAAGAGGACUUUAUUUUCUCCCUUGCAGAAAACAUUCUUUGUAUGUAGGCCUAAGGGCUUGGAGCUGCACUGUGUCCGUAAAGUAUAAUGAAGGACACAUGCGUCUAGUGUUAGCAUAUACUUAAAUUCUGCAGUGCCAGAAAGCAUGCAGUUCAAACUGGUUGAUAAGUUAUAUAAAGACUGUAGAGAUUCAUGUCUAGAGGGCCAGCAGCCCAUAGGACAUGAAUCCUGAAUUUCCUGUGUCUGAGUAACUUCCACUGAAUUUACUGGAAGUAUUGUGUGUGCAGGGAUGAUGGAUUAGACGUUUUUAAAUGAAAAGAAAUGACAGUCAAGAAUAUUUUUUCAUAGUUCUAGUAUCCUUGUGCUUUCAUUCAAUUAGUCCCCUUCUUCCUCACAUUUUGUUUUAUUUCCAGUAUCAGUACAUUGGAAAUCAUGAAGAAAAAAUGUGUAAUAUUUAUCUUAUUAAGCUAUUAAACACCCAGAAAUUAACAGUACAUUAGAGGCUGGAUUUACUUUAAAAACUAAAUGAUUAGACUUGACUCUUUUUUUUUUUUUCUUGAAAGGAUUAUAGAUGUUGGUUUUUUUAAGUUAUCGCUAACUUACUGUUUGACAAGUAAGUAAAUGUAGUUAACAGAUAGCAAAUCAAAAAAUCAAUGAAAUACACAGUUUAGCAAAUACAAUCUGGUUAAAUGUUCCAAAGGAACAAUGUCCAAAAAGAAAAAAAAAUUUCUCCAGUGACAUGAAAAAGUGCCAUGCCACAGGUGUUUUUUUACUGCAUGUUGUAACCUUCUGGUUCUUUGCUAGAUAAUGGCUUUGUUAAUCUUGUUGCUUCCAUUAGCACUGUGCCAUAGCACUGCUGUUCUGUAUUUAAACUAAAUUUUUCAGUCCUCAAGUACUGAGGUUUACAAUGCUGUGUGCUGUUUAUCUUGGGAGUAUGAUUAUGCAUUCUGUUCACAGAAACAAACUUGCUCACAACUUCAAGCGGGUGAUUCUUGUUUUUUGGGCUGGGUUGGUUUGUUUUUCCCAAAAAAAUCUUUCUGAGCAGUUUACCCAAACAUUUACUUUUCUGAUUUUCAUUUUUCUAGCUGGUGGGUUUUUUGUUUUUUUGUUACCUUUUAACUUUAUUUUUGUUUAAAUAAAAUUGAACCAAAGUGAAACAAUUACAUUAAAUAGCAACCCAAGAGUAGGUUUAGUGGAGGAUCUAACAAAAACACCAAAAGUAUUCGGGGUAGUAACUUCAUUGAGAAGCAUAUCUUACAAAUCAAGCUGUGAUUAAGUGACAACAUAUUCACUUCACUGAAGUAAAGCAUGAUCUGAUGAGAGAUUUGCAAACAUAAUUGGCUAGGGUGUGUGUUUGUGUGAUUUCGCUGAAAACUACGAGGACUAAAAUUCUCAGUUUUAAAGUUCUCUGUUAUAUAUAGACAGACACACAACGGCAAAUGUUCAGUCAUGGGCUUAAGCCUGCUCUGUGCUUGUGGAGGUUGUGGAUGCCUGCAAGUGCAGAAAGUUAAAUUUGCUAGCUUAGUACUUCCUACACAGUGACUAACCAUCCUGUCUCUUAUCCCGAGCUAAUGGGAAUAUUUGAAUAUCAAAUAUUGACACACCUUUUCUGUGUACACAGACAAGGUUUACCAAUCCCCCCCCACAUACACUGCCCCCCCAUACACACACCACUCAGUGUGCACUUUAUUGCUUAUAGCUGGUGAUUAACCAGCUGCCAUUUCCACAGCUCCCGUCCUUUUUAAGAACUGCUUUAUGUACAACCUGACACAGCAAAUGUAUUGGCCGCUGUAUAUUUGUGGAGCAAUAGAGGCACCCUGUGGCAAGAUAGGUUUAUCCAAAAUGAGUAUUUCCUAUGGAUUUAUUAAAGGGUAUCCACUACUUCCGCGCCCUUUUUAUGGUUAGUAAUCAUAAUUCAAUGAUUGGUGCUUUGCCAUAGUAUACACUGCAUCUCUUGUAUAGUUGAUAAAAAUAGAUAGUAUAAAAAAACUUACUGCUCAGUUUCCUGAGAAUGUACAGAAAUUCCUGUAAUAGCCUGUUAAAGUAUAAUUGUGAUAUUAGAUUUUGAGGUUGUAUUAUGCAUGGGCUUAAGUUGUGAGUGUCAUUCCAGGAACUUAUUAGCUCAAAGCAUUAUGGAAAUACAAAAGUCCAAACAGAAGAGAUCCACCUUCUUGUUUGGAAGGGUCAUUUUAGAAGACGUUUCGUGAGGUAGUGCACUCACUGGAUAACACCAUAAGUGUGAACACAUGCUUUACUUGGUACCAUCUCGGUACUUGAUCCUGCUGAUUACAUAGUGCCUCCAAACACUUUAACACAGAGCCUGCUUCCUGGCGUGGAGCACAUGAAAGAACAUGUAGUAUACAUGAUCUCUGCUUCGUAAAUUUACUACCACAUAUUAUCCACAUUGCAACUCUAGGCCACUUCAUUACAUGGAAACGUAAAUUGGGCAUUCUAAAAUAAACCUUGUCCCAUUUGCUUAAGUGAACACUUUUUUUUUCCCUACCAACUGAAGUCUGUAAAACAAAGACUAUUUUAACACAUAGCUAGUUUAUUUGUAACGAUUUAUAAGGCAAAAAACUUUGUACCAACAAUUUGAAGAAUCAGAAGCGAUAAUUUAAAUGUCUGCUAUUCUCAGUGCUUUCUAACUAGUGGAGACUUUGAGACAAACUGAGCCAAUGACUACUGAUAUUGGUCUUCAGGAUGUUUGUCCUUGGGAUGGUGUUCAGUAGGUAAGUGUUUGUUCGCACAAAGGUUGUUUUAUGUUAAUGUUCCUGAGAAGCUGUGUAUAAAUCAUCCUCAGAAAACACGGUCUUUUACCUACUGCAAAUUGCCAAAACUGAAUCCAAUGUUGAAUGUAUAGUCUUAGACAUGGGUCAUGAACUUGGGGCAGUGGAAACAAUCUCUGUAUCACCCCAAUUGCCACUGGGUCAGAAGGCAGAAAUCCAUAGAUGUCCAUGUGUUUUAGGUAAACCUGUAUCUUUUGGAUUCUUUCAGAAAUGGUAUCUUCAGGUUAAAGCACCAUUGUAAUAUGUUUAAACAUAUUUUGCAUGAGGCAUAUAAAUGCAAGGGACAAAAGGAAGCUUUUUUGCUUAAUUUUUUUAAGAAAUCAAAUUGACCAACAUUCCAUUUGACUCUUAUCUGUUGUGAAAGGUCUCAAUGGCAGCAUUCCUACAGUGGUGGGACAUUAAUGUUGUCUACACCUGUCUGCAGGGUGGUAAUUAUUUAAACUAGUUACAUUUCUUAUCCAUCCUGACUCUUGCUGAGAGAGUUUCAAUGUAUAGUUGGUCAUAAUUCAAACUCUUUUUUUUCUUGCUGAUCAUAGUGAAGGGUGGUCAUUCCUUGAAAUCAGAAGAUAUGCUUAUUCUGCCCUCUGCUCCCAUGCACAGUACCCCAUAUAUGUAGUAUUUAGAUGGGAACAGUAGAAAUGUAAAUAAAUACUGAUCUGUUAGGUUGCCUAUGAUUUUGUGUGUAUAUGUAAAUUGCAGGUUAAUUUAUGAGUAAGGCCACAGGUACUGUGUAUGGAAUUGUUUUCAAAACCAUGUUGAAGCAUUUAUUUUGAAAAAACAGUGCAUGCAGACACAGUUGCAAAGCGUUUGCAAAUAGAUCUAGGUAGAUCUGCCUUGAUAAUGUACUUCAGAAAAACCUCUGCACUGAUUUCUUUCUCUGAGAAUAGUUUUGACUGUGACACGGAGCUGGCAUCCAAUUUAGGCGUUCUUUUCCCUGACCAUGGAGUUGCUUGAGGAAACCAUCUUUCUUGCCAGAGACAUCAGUCAUGUGAAAACUGGUGAGCAGAGUAUAAUUCAUCUUUAAGUUCACAUAGCUCUGUUCCUAAGAAUGAAGUGCAGUAAAGAAUCCAUUAUCUCUGGAUGGGAGAUAUUGUCACAUCUCUUAAGUUCGUUGCUUUUCCUUUCUUCUUCCCAGAAGCUAAAAAGAUCUGUAAUCCCGUGUGUGGAAAUGUACUUUAUAAAAUCAGUUGCUGGAGGAAACAGAUUUGGUAUAUUGAGUUUUUUCUCACCUGUUUCUUCUAGGAACAAAAACCAGGAAGUCUUACAUUGCUCAUGAAUGAAUCCUAUAUCCAGUGUAGUAGGUUGCAUGUCUGACUUUACGUUUUUUCCUUCAGUAGUUAUUUUUUUUGUGAGAUGGGAAGUAUAAAACAAGUCAUAAAUUUGCUAUAGCCCACUAUCAGCUGGGUUAGAGUACCACACAGAUGAUAAAGCAUUACAAAACAAGCACCAGUGUAAACUCCACUCAGAGGUGAUUAGACAAAGGCUAUGUACACAGUACAGCUUAAGUUAGUAUAAGUUAUGUCGCUCGAGGGUGUGAAUAAGCCACCCCCCUGCGUGACAUAAGUUACAUCAACCUAAGUGCUGGUGUGGACAGCAUCAUAUCAGUGGAUGAUCUUCUACCACCACUGGCAGGGCCUGGAGUAAUUAAAUUGACGGGAGAGCUCUCUCCCAUCAGCAAAAUUGUCAUGAAAUUACCUAGCACAGGCAUGCAGUAUAUCUGCCCCAGGCCUUAUCUUGAUGACUGGGCAAGUAGAAUUUUGCCGUGUUAAGAAAUGCUAUAUCUCUUAGUGAGUUGGGAGUAGGUGUUGGUGAAGGAAUUUAGAGCAGGUAACUUGGUGUAAGGGAACAAACUGCUUAUGUAACCUGAGCAGAUUACAGUAAUUUAAAGGGAAACAAGUCAAAAAGUUUCUACAUAAAAAAUACCUGUUGUGUAAUGAGGAAUGUACAAACCCUAAUAUUAAUACACUUCUGAUGGAGUUAUAGUGCAAAGGUUUUUUAGUUGAAUGCCUCCCCACUACCCGAGCAAUGUGGGAAACAAAUACCCAUUGCAUUGGUGCAGGAGCACCAGAAAGUGAAUCUAAUUGAUAUGUGGAAAGUGCAUACUCCAUGGCCAAGUCCAAUUUUAUUGUUGAGGGUAGCUGAGUGUAGUGGGAGAAGUUAAGUCAGCAUAAAUGGGAAAGAGUAAAACAGGUAGUUAAACUUACUGUACUAUUCUGAGGUAGAUUUAGUAACAUAAGGGAUUUAAAAUAAAAAAUAUUUCGUUAGCGACCCUUUAUUUACAGUUUGAAACCAAAUCCCAGCUACUGUAUUGUUGCCUUGUUCUUCGCCUCAAAAAAAGCCAGCUCUGUGGCCUUGGGGAAGCGCUGUGUGCUGCCACAAGGGAUACACUGUCAAAGAGAUGGAGUUCUUUCUUAUAUGGUGUUGGGACAUGGGGACUCCUGACACUGCUCUACAGCAAAUUCCUCCCAUCAGUUUGAGGCCUGGUUCUCUCCAAAGAUGACAGCUAUUCUUGACGGGGGAGAAGCGGAGGCAAGAUGUGGGUGUGGGGGGAGAUUGAGACAUGGUGGAGUGGGGUUGAAUUAAGCAAAGACGAUUGCUCUUUCAGGGGCAUGGGGUUUAAAAUAGCGGCUAAGAGAGCCCUGGAGGAUAUAAUUGCAUCUGGACUUCAAAAGACGUUAUAAAAAAAUCUUUCAAGAGGUUGCUAAGGAAUCUUGAUAACUAUGGCAUGGAAGGAGGGGAAGCUGUCACAGACCAAACGCUAGUUUAGUAGUAGAGAGGAAAGGCAGGAAUAAGCAACUAAGGGCUUGUGUACGCUACUGCUUAAGUCGAUGUAAGUUCUGGCGCUCAGGGGUGUGAAAAAGUCAGCUCCCUGAGCAAUGUAAGUUGCAUUGAUUUAGAGUGGUAUCCGCACAGCACUGUGUUGGUGGGAGAUGCUCUCCUGCCAAUCUAGCUUCCGCCUCUCGUUGAGGUACAGUUAUGCUGAUGGGAGAGCACUCUCCUGUCGGCAUAGUGCUUCUUCACGAGACACGCUACAGUGAUGCAGCUGCACCAACGUAGCGUGGUAGCGUAGACUAGCCCUAACUUUUGGCUAUGGGACGAUGUUAAUGUGCAUGUAGAGUAGUUGCAACUAACUCGGAAAGUACCCGGCAGCUUAACGGAAAGUUCUGCUUGAUUCAGAGCCAAAGAGUGAAGAUGAUGGGUUGCAUUACAAAGGGGAUAGAGAAUAAUAGGAAAAUACAGUAUUGAAGCCAUAACGUAACUCAGUAAAGUGCCCUCCUUGAAAUCCUGAGUCUUGGUAAUUUUUACUAAAUAAGCACUUUUUUAACUGCGUAGUUGGCCAAGUGCAUUAUCAGUGGCUAACACUUUCUUCUGAAAACCACUGGGCGUGGUUUGUUUGUUUGUGAAUGUGAUUUUAGAAGAUACUCUGUGUGCAGCUUUGUACUGUCUGCAGCAUGAGGACAUCAGCUUUAAGGUAUUUAAUUAUUGCUCGCUCUUAGCUAGUGCCAUAAUUGAAUUGGAAAAUGAGGAUUCUGUAUAUACACUAAAACAGCAGUUCUCAAACUGUGGAUCACAACCCCCUUUGAAUAGGGUCACCAGGGCUUGCUGAAGCCCGAGCCCCACUACCCAGGGCCUAAGCCAAAGCCUGAGGGCGUCAGCCUUGGGCCUCAGGACUCAGGUUCAGGCCCCCUGCCUGGGGCUGAAGCCCUUGAGCUUCAGCUUGGCCCCCCUGCCUGGAGUGGUGAGACUUGGGCUUUGGCUCCCCCCAACCGGGAGGUGGGGUUCGGGUGGGCUCAGGCUUCGGUCCCUCUCCUGGGGUCAUGAAGUAAUUUUUGUUUUCAAAAGGGGGUUGCGGUACAAUGAAGUUGGAGAACCCCUGCACUACAAAUACCUGGAGAAAUAGGAUUGUUUGGUUGGUAAUCGGUGUUGCCAGGUGUAGGCUCUGUUUUGCUCAUGUAAGACUAAUGACACUUGAGGAAUCAGUCAUUCGCUUCCAGGUUUCUGGCCUUUUAAAAAGAUGUCUUGCUUUGAUGGGUAAUCAUUUUGCCACUUCAGUGAAUUUAAGUGUUCAGGAAACAGGGUUUCUUUUUUCUCCUUUCCAAUAUCGUCUGUGCCAUCUAACCAUACUGAUGGAUGUCAGUUUGCUAAACUUUGAAAAUAAGUGGUGACACAUUGACACUGGUCUGAAACAACCAGGGAUAAUACCUUGCCCUACUCUUUCAGCAACUUCUCCAGUAUGUUAACCUAUGUGUUUUUAGUGGUGCCAUUCUUUGAUUUCUUUGAAAGGGAGAGGUUAAAAUGUUAGUCAUCCUCCGAGAGAAGGCAAAACUGCCUUUCCAUCCAUUCUUUAGUCCCUGGAGAAUUAGACCCGUUGACAAAACUAUUUUUCAUGUGUGAUGAACUAGAGAGAGGCCUCAUGCCCAAGAGGAGGGGAGGGGAAGCACAUGACUAGUUUUUUUGGCUAUAGUUCUGACAGUGGUGUAGCUUAUGCCACAGCUGUGAAUAUUGGUGUAUUAGAUUGAUAUAAAUGUGUGGUAACACAGUAUUGCAGUGAGGAGUUCUUUAAUAUUUAUUAACAUGGGCACAGUGUGUGUUUAAUCAUUGUACUGUCAUGAAAGGGUCGUGUUAAAAACAUUAGGUUGCGGUAAUCAGAAUUUUUAUGCAAGAUUUUUGCUCUCUGGAAACCACCUGUGUUCUGAUGAUCCAAAAAAAAAUAAUAAUUUGGGGAAACUGUUAAAAUGGCAUGAGAACACUGUGUGGCUCAGGAGUUUGGCCACAGAAUCUUUCACCUCUAGGACACUUAUUGAAAUCCAGCAGAGAAUGGUUAUGGUACCAUCUGAUGAAGUCCUCACUACCGUCUCAAGUGACCCCAAUACAAAUUACUCCAGUUAGUUCAGAUGGUCUGUGUUGGCAUUCUCAGCAGAGGAGCAAAGGAUUGAAUGGAGAUGAAGCCUGGGUUACCCAAGUAUGCCUGGGGUUACACCCUUAGGCCUCCAGAACAGGGCUAUGUCCUACCAAUAGUGAGUAGCGUGCAGGGACCUUGUAUUACUGUUGUCUAUAUUGUGCCUGAGGUUAACGUGAGGAUUUAAAUGUCCAGGAUUGCCAGUACAGCACCUUUUACAAACACUGUCAUUAAAAAAUAAAUGUAAACAUUAGCAUUGAUGCGACCUUGUUUAGUUUUAAGUCCAUUUUACUUUUAAGUCCUAAACUGUUAAUCUGGGCCAGUUUCUAUGUGCAGGUGAACUUCAAGCUCUUUUUACCUGCAGUGACCCAAGUUUGGGGUUCUGUUUCUGAAGUUAACCCCAGUGAGCACCUUCCUUCUAGGUGUUGGCAUGCCAUCACCUAUUGCAUCAGAGGAAGAGAACUUUCAACUCAGGCUUUGGCAUGUCAGUGAGAGGGAGAGCAAGAUGGGGGAACAGCCCUGCAUCUGUUUCCUUGUAACAAGCCUGCUGAGAUUCCAUUGGUUGGUUUGGAGUUUUAAUUAUUUGAGGGCUGCUUGAAUUUCAUUAGCAGCAUUCAACAUCAGUGUGGCAUCGUAAUUCAUUAACUAGGUGAACACAGGUCAGGAUAAAGUGCUUUACUAUUGAGCUUUUAAAGUCACAUAUGUGGAAAAUGAAAAUGUUCGUGGUUAGGUUUUUUUUGCACAUUCCAAUGGACAGCAGUUGAUCAUCCAGGCCUUCUUCCCAGUUCCUUACUCUAUAGCAUGUUCUUCUCCAUUGUUGCUAUUCGUUCCUCACCAAGGUCCAGUGCACGUCUGAUUUCCUGAUGCUGAUGUCCUGAAGGGGACUCUUCUUGAAUGGAGGCUGUGGUGGAUCAUGUUCAUUCCCUUCCUUUCAUCAGGGCAUCAUUGUGACCAUUUCUGUCCAGAGCGCCUCAACAUCACUCCUAAAAUAAGGAGUUGCUACAGAUUGUGCCAGCCCUGAGCCACACUCUCCUCGAGGCCUGCUGGCCCAAGAACAAAGGACACGAAAUCAUGCACGCUGAUCCCCCCAGCAAUAGUGUUAUGUUCUGCCACUUAUACCGCUGUACAGGAGACAGCUGGCUAUUCACAUCCCUCCAAACAACCAACAUUCUGGUCAGGACCUAGAGGCCCCAGACUGUAAUAAACCCGCAUUCCUAGGGUGGCCUAUGAUUUUAUAUUGCAUCAGCAGUGUGCUGGCCCCUUUGCAGAAGUAUGAGGACAGAGAUCUUGUGUUGAAGUUAACAAGCUAAAUAAUGGAUUGAGGAUUAUGCUUGUGUCCUGAAGAUAUUACUAGUCAAAACAGUUAAUUAUCAACUUCCAGGGUUUAUUCUAAAUUGCAGACGCCUCUGCCCUCCUUCCCUGUUGCAAAUAGGAAGAGAAAUAGAGAAGGGACAGGAGGGAGGGUAGGCCUCAUAAACUGCUUUAUUAAGUGGACUGUUCCAUAUGCAAAAAUUUUUGAAACCUCUCCCCUCCCUUUUCACCUCCAACCUAUAAAUUUGCACCAUUAGGAAUGAAUGUGUCCUCCCACUAUCCAGAUGCCUUAUAGAUUACCCCCCGGCCCCUUUUAAAAAUGAAAUUAGUGCAAGAGCAGCAUCUUCCAAAUGCCAGGGUUGCACUUCAGGCAGGCUUUGCUGCCUCUCUUCUCCACACAAGAGCAUUAAAUUGAUGUAUAAUGUUAGACCAUGCUUUUCUGCUUGCUGUGCCCAGCUGCAAAAAGAAGCAAAUCUGUUUAGAACCUGCCAGGACAUGUCAGAUGCAAUACAGAAUAAUCAACAAACCAACCAGAAGCGGCCAUCUUGAAAGAUGAAAAGUAGGACCUAGAAAAUACAUCUGACAACUGGAAGCAAGGGAGAUCCAACUGGAAGAUGUUCUAAGGUUCCUUCUACUUAAAGCUUAACAAAAAAAGUGGGCUAACUUAGGUGAACUACUUUUAACUGAAAACAGAAGAAGAGGUCUGUACUGAAAUCUCAGCUCCCACAGACACGACUACACUGUUCCAAGCUUUGUAGACACUAAAUGGCACAUGUUUCUCAAUGUUGAUUUAAAAAUUCAUUUUGUAUAAUUACCUAAUACAUCGCUAUCCAAGGUAUUGAACGAAUUGAUACACACUUCCUUCAAACACAGAACUGCUGCAGGGUGCUAUGGCUGCCUUUUCAUAGAGUAUCUUGUCUUGAUCUUCGAAAUCUUUGGGAAACGACUUAGUUCUGUUCUGAGAGAAAAGUGAUUUUUAAAAAGUGUCCGUCUUCAGUUCUGAUAAACUUUGCUCAAUUUACAAGUGCAUAAAAUGACUAACUGCAGAGAUUCUGGGAUCCAAACACCAGCCAUUCUUUCUGCCUCCGAUACCUAUUUCUGCUGUCGGCUUUGCUGCUACAUGAGACAGGAGAGUAGCCAGCUUGCUCUCCUGUAGCCGUGUUGACUCUGCUGCAGGGGUGAAGAGAAUUCAUUGAUUUGCUUUGGUUAAACUCUACGUGUAAGACUUAGUGAAGCCUGGGGAGCAGCUAUGUUGAGUGAGAAGCUGGAUUUUUUUAACCCUUUCCAUCCUGUAGCUAUGCUUGAUGAUUCUUUCAAUUACCAGGAUAUUUUAAAAGGCAGAAUAGCAUUGAAAAUGUAAUGUCUUCAUUUUUGUCCUCAUCUGCUGCAGGUUAAUGUCUUAAGGUUGCCCCCUUGGGGUGAGAGUGAGCACCUUGCUUACCUCCCGUGUCAUUCUCUGGGCAGCUACAACCCUGUGCUCUGGUUGUAGGGCUUAAUCUUGCAAACUGUUCCUGCAGAGUUCAUGGUGAAGCUGAUACGAGUUCUGUGCAUUGUUUGCAGAGUCUGACUUUAAAUCAAUGGCCUUGAUGGCUGGGUUUUCAGUCUACUAACUUGGACCCUCUAGUUCACUGUGGAAUAUUGCGAGAUUGCAUUCCAGCAACUUCUGCAUAUGAUUACCAGAUUGAUUUUACACGUGCAAACUUUUGAGGUGUGACCUGGCAUCAGGUCUUUGUAAAUGUUUUCCCUCCCACCUUAAAACACCUAGAGCAAGUUUUGUAUCUCUAGGGUCACUGGCUGCUUGGACUAAGCUGUGAUAGUCUCAGUGGAUGUCAUUAAAAUCUCCACACCCAACAGUUGUGGGACAGAGAUGCACCAAGCCCUAUGUGUAUAGAGAGGCUAUAGUUAUUUACAGUACCUUGGACAGUGACUGCAGAGAUUUUAAUGCUGCCCACCGCAAACUUUUCCCCUUGUACCAUUUGGGCAAAAGGCCAUUAUCCUCCAUCCCGCUAUCUUGAGUUAGUAGCACCUGCUUAAUUGAUGAUUUAUUGUCAUGAUAAUCUGGGAGGGGGAUUGAAUCUUACAUUGCAUGGUUCCCAUGAAUGCUAACACGAGUUGUGCCUGCACACAAAGAGAAUAUAUGUUGACUGUUGUCGUAGUCUUUGAAAUAGAACCUCAUUCCUUACCCUCCACCCACAUUAAGCCCCCCAAAGCUGUCCCCCAUAUGGUGCUUUGAGAUCUGAACUUCCCCUAGUCAAGAAUUUGGCACAUCUACAUUUCUGCUUAAUCUCGGACAUGGUGCCUAGCUGCAUUUCUAGGACAGUCCUAAGUACACUUGUGCCCAUUUGAGUCCUGUUAGGUGGACAUUCACUGAUCAUUUGCCUUACCUUCAACCCCUGCCGUAGGAGAUCUGGACUGUGAGUUACAGGAGAACAUUUGAAUCAACGAGGGUCCUGCAGAAAGACAAUCUGUGAGUUGCAGUGACAUUUUCAUGAGCAGGUCGAGGUCCGUACUGAAUACUCAUACAGAGCUCUUAGGACACACACCACGGUAAUAAUGAAUGCUCUGAGAUACUGACAGAAUUGACUAUCUGCAUCUGUCACCUCUUCCUGACCUACCACCUCAGCUAUUGAGAUUUUUUUUUUGCGGCUUGGAAUGUUAAUUUCCCUUCUCUGGCCCUUGGCCAUGUUAUGAUUCCUGGGUUGAUAAAUGUGUAAGCACUGUUCUCUGAAUAAAUGAAUGGGUGAGCUGGUGAACAAUGACAAAUGUAGAAUUCUGCUGUAUGUAAUGUACAUAUGGAAAGAAUGUAUUUUCAUUUUUUUCUUAAUAAAAUUAUAUAUACCAACAGGAUGUGA
This is a messenger RNA of Chelonia mydas (Green sea turtle), 15175 nucleotides long. RefSeq names its product muskelin 1 (gene MKLN1). Gene Ontology annotation, cellular component: cytoplasm. NCBI's taxonomy places the organism in Eukaryota, Metazoa, Chordata, Testudines, Cheloniidae. The record is from RefSeq and is a predicted model, not a curated record. The transcript is spliced from 18 exons. Gene Ontology annotation, molecular function: protein binding. The coding region runs from base 30 to 2240 and encodes 736 amino acids.